AUGCGUUUCCGAACUCAAUUAAAGAACACCAGGACCUUCUCCAAACUAGCUGCCUCACUCUCAUCCCUCGGCAAAAUAUGUUGGAUGCGUCUCGAGCACGAAGUUGUACGCUUCACCAUCGUCCCAGAUCAGGGCACCCAAGUAUGGUCUCAGAUCCCUGUUACCACAAUCUUCGACGAAGAUACCUACGAACUAGAAUCCAACUCCGAGGCCAUAAACAUUGAAAUCAAUAUCAGCGUCUUAACCCGCGCCCUCCGUUCCGCAAUCGACGCCUCCUCCGCUCAACUCCGCCUUACCAAGAAAGAUAAAAUCCCUCUCCUUGCAUUAACAGUCGUAACGACCGAAUGGACAGAAGGGAACAUGGCCCUCGCGACAGACCAAACACAACCGCAACAAGAUUCCCCACAAGACGGAACCGAAACAAACGAUGUAGUCGGAGACCGACGUGCACGAGAACGCGAAACAAUUAUUACGCAAGAAAUCCCAAUUAAGAUUUUACAUGAAGGAGCGGUAGAGGGACUUCAUGAGCCGCAUUGCCCGGAUCCAGACGUGCAUAUUAUCUUACCCGGAUUAGCACAGCUGAAGAGUAUUUCGGAUCGGUUUACGAAGCUUGCGUCUACGCAUUCGAAAAAUCGCCAGCCCGGUCUUAUUGCAGCUGAUGCGGCUAGUGCUGCAGAUGAGGGCAAGGGGCCCGGUGCUGCGGGGCUGGGGAGCAAUGCGCCGAAAUUGGAGCUAAGUGCUAAUAUGCAUGGGAAAUUAAAGUUGGCGAUUGCAACGGAUGAGCUUCGCAUUGCGAGUGUGUGGUCGGGACUUGUAAAUCCGUCCUUGCAUCCCGGUCAGAUUACGGAGGAGGAGUAUUCGCAAUUACCGAGUGAGCGAAUGCGAGAAGUGGGGGAUGAUGAUGAGUCUGGGUGGGCGAAGGUGCGAAUUGAUGGGAAGGAUUGGAGUCGGGUGCUGAGUGUAGGGAGAUUGAGUCCUAAAGUGGUUGCUUGUGAGUACCUGUACUCCAUUUUCCAGGUUUCUUCUGGUGGGUUCUAUUGA
Molecule: messenger RNA, 1041 nt
Organism: Penicillium malachiteum
Lineage: Eukaryota; Fungi; Ascomycota; Eurotiomycetes; Eurotiales; Aspergillaceae
Product: checkpoint protein HUS1 family protein
Exons: 3
Coding region: 1-1041 (346 amino acids)
Biological process (GO): telomere maintenance; meiotic DNA integrity checkpoint signaling; mitotic DNA replication checkpoint signaling
Cellular component (GO): checkpoint clamp complex; site of double-strand break; nucleolus
Source: RefSeq, a predicted model, not a curated record